Molecule: messenger RNA, 1580 nt
Organism: Notolabrus celidotus (New Zealand spotty)
Lineage: Eukaryota; Metazoa; Chordata; Actinopteri; Labriformes; Labridae
Gene: slc25a4
Product: solute carrier family 25 member 4
Exons: 4
Coding region: 278-1174 (298 amino acids)
Biological process (GO): mitochondrial ADP transmembrane transport; mitochondrial ATP transmembrane transport
Cellular component (GO): mitochondrial inner membrane
Molecular function (GO): ATP:ADP antiporter activity
Source: RefSeq, a predicted model, not a curated record
GUAAAACAACUUAUAUCGUGUCCUUUAAACGUCCCCGGCUUAGUCGACUUUUGAUAUCAGGAAACAUGGCGCACGCCUUGAACUUUAACCUCGGAUAUUUAUUCAGGCUCGUUCGUCCGUUCGACAAAAUGCAAAUCCAUCACUUAAAAUUCUCGCGAUAAAUGCUGCUGAUAUAUUAAGGCAGAUGAGGGGGGCUCGUCCACUUGGAGAGGCGUUGGGUUUCCUUGGAGGAUCUCGGUCAAGUUUGGAACUGUCUAGGGUCUCAUAAUUUGCAGCCAUGUCGGACGCGGUGGUUAGUUUCAUGAAGGACUUUUUGGCAGGUGGUAUUGCCGCUGCCAUCUCCAAAACUGCUGUUGCUCCCAUUGAGAGAGUCAAGUUGUUGCUGCAGGUCCAGCAUGCCAGCAAACAGAUCACUGUAGAUAUGCAGUACAAGGGAAUCAUGGACUGUGUGGUCAGGAUCCCAAAGGAACAAGGCUUUAUUUCCUUCUGGAGAGGCAACCUGGCCAACGUGAUCCGUUACUUCCCCACCCAAGCCCUCAACUUCGCCUUCAAAGACAAGUACAAGAAGCUGUUCCUCGGUGGUGUGGAUCAAAAGACACAGUUCUGGCGUUACUUCGCAGGUAACCUGGCAUCUGGCGGUGCUGCUGGUGCGACCUCGCUCUGCUUCGUCUAUCCUCUUGACUUCGCCAGAACAAGACUCGCUGCCGACAUCGGAAAAGGCACAGCCGAAAGAGAGUUCACCGGUCUUGGAAACUGCAUCUCCAAGAUCUUCAAAACCGAUGGCCUCAAGGGUCUGUACCUGGGUUUCAACGUGUCAGUGCAGGGUAUCAUCAUCUACAGAGCGGCUUACUUCGGAUGCUUUGACACAGCUAAAGGUAUGCUGCCAGAUCCCAAAAACACGCACAUCGUCGUCACCUGGAUGAUCGCGCAGACUGUCACUGCCGCUGCAGGCAUCAUUUCAUACCCAUUCGACACCGUCAGACGUCGUAUGAUGAUGCAGUCUGGACGUAAAGGAGCUGACAUCAUGUACACGGGCACAAUCGACUGCUGGAAGAAGAUCGUGAAGGAUGAGGGUGGAAAAGCCUUCUUCAAGGGGGCCUGGUCCAACGUGAUCAGAGGAAUGGGCGGCGCCUUCGUGUUGGUGCUUUACGACGAGAUCAAGAAGUACACAUAAUAAACUUUCUCAUCUCCCAGUCCCCCCGCCCCCCCAAGGAAACCCUUCGCGUUGUUUAAGUCUUAAUUCUUGUGAUAGAGUGAUAACAGCUUGUGGUGAAUUGUAAUGAGGGCAUGUUCUCCUCUGAGAUUGCCCGAGACAGGUACGUUAGGUUUACCUCACCGGGUUCACAUGCCCCCGAAGAAAAUCUGUACAUACACAUCCCAUCUACGACGUGCCAAAACGCACAAAAAGUCAAAGCAGGUUGUCCAGUGGAGAUGUUGUGAUGACGAAAAUGAUGACAUCACUACCAGCCUCCUCAUGUUAGUUUCAUUUUGUGAAGCAGUUGUGUUGUGAGCACUCUACUCCAUGUAUCUUAUCUCACACUUAAUUUAACUAAGAAUAAAGAUGUAUUAGUCAAACAGUC